Molecule: messenger RNA, 2850 nt
Organism: Astyanax mexicanus (Mexican tetra)
Lineage: Eukaryota; Metazoa; Chordata; Actinopteri; Characiformes; Acestrorhamphidae
Gene: ivd
Product: isovaleryl-CoA dehydrogenase
Exons: 12
Coding region: 154-1407 (417 amino acids)
Biological process (GO): L-leucine catabolic process
Cellular component (GO): mitochondrion
Molecular function (GO): flavin adenine dinucleotide binding; 3-methylbutanoyl-CoA dehydrogenase activity
Source: RefSeq, a predicted model, not a curated record
UAUAUCAGAGCUGGGUGAAGAAGAGAAGUCUCUGUGUGUGUUAUCAGCAGGGCUGUUGUAUAAGUAACCCUGCAGCUCUUUAUUAUUUAAACACUGUAUUUAAUUUAAUAAUAAUAAUAAUUAUUAUAUAAUAGCUGCAGCUCCUCCACCACCAUGCUCUCCGCCAGACGGGCUUUAGGACUCGCUGUUAGCAGGCUGUCGGCGGGCUGCGCUCCGCGGCGGGGCUGUGCUGGAGCGGUUCCGGUGGAUGAUAUCGUUAACGGGCUCACAGAGGAGCAGAUCCAGCUCAGACAGACAGUUCAGAGGUUCUGUUCGGAAAAGCUCGCCCCCUUCGCUGAUGAAAUUGACAAGACAAAUGAUUUUCCACGAAUGAGGGAGUUUUGGAAGGAGGCAGGUGAACUGGGACUGCUUGGAAUCACAGCUCCAGUGGAGUACGGAGGCACGGGAUUGGGCUAUCUGGAUCAUGUGAUCGUGAUGGAGGAGAUGUCUCGGGCGUCUGCGGCGAUUGCUCUCAGUUAUGGAGCUCAUUCUAAUCUCUGUAUUAAUCAGCUGGUGCGACACGGAAACACGAAACAGAAAGAGAAGUACAUGCCCAAGUUGAUUACAGGAGAACACGUCGGUGCUUUGGCCAUGAGUGAACCCAACUCUGGAUCUGAUGUCGUGUCCAUGAAGCUCACGGCGAGGAACGAGGGUGACCACUAUGUGCUGAAUGGUAAUAAGUUCUGGAUCACGAACGGUCCAGAUGCCGACGUGCUCAUCGUUUAUGCGAAGACGAGCCCCGAGGCGGCAGCCCGAGGCAUCUCUGCCUUCAUCGUGGAAAAGGGGACGCCGGGAUUUAGCACAGCGCAGAAGCUGGAUAAGUUGGGAAUGAGGGGAUCAAAUACUUGUGAGCUGGUCUUUGAGGACUGCAAGGUUCCAGCGGAGAACGUGUUGGGGCCGCUGAAUAAGGGGGUGUACGUGCUGAUGAGUGGAUUAGACCUGGAGAGGCUGGUGCUCUCAGCUGGACCAAUAGGUAUUAUGCAGGCUGUGCUGGACCACGCUAUUCCCUACCUGCACGUUCGAGAAGCGUUCGGGCAGAAGAUCGGCCUGUUCCAGCUGAUGCAGGCAAAAAUGGCUGAUAUGUACACCCGGCUGAGCUCCUGCCGGCAGUAUGUGUACAACGUCGCACGCGCUUGUGACAAAGGCCACUUCAGCGCCAAGGACUGUGCUGGAGUAAUCCUUUAUUGUGCUGAAAACGCCACUCAAGUAGCCCUGGACGGAAUUCAGUGCCUGGGUGGAAACGGUUAUAUUAAUGAUUACCCAAUGGGCCGAUUCCUCAGAGACGCUAAGCUGUACGAGAUCGGCGCCGGCACCAGCGAGGUCCGGAGGAUGGUCAUCGGCAGAGCUUUCAACUCCAUGUUCAAAUAAAACCUCAACCAAGCUGCUCCUCAAUGCCUUAAAUACAGGAUACUACUCUAAUAAUCUGAUAAAAAUGAGAUUUAACAGUGCGUGAAUCUGUCUGAUGGGUGUUUUAGAACUCAAUUAAAAUUUAAGAAAUGAAUGGGUAAAAAGGAGGUUUUUAUUUAUUUUAUUUUCAACCUAAUCUGUAUCACAACUGUAUCGUCGAUUCUCACAGAUCAUACUUUUAAUGCAUUUUCCUUUAUAGUAGGAAAGGAAGCAUUAACUUAAAAAAAAAAAACUAAUAAGAAUAAGUCAUUUUAUUUAUUAAAGUAUUUUUUGAGCAUUAUUGUUCCAUGAGAUGAUGAUUUUUAUGAUUUUGAGGCUGGUUCACACUAUUCAGAUUUUUUUUUUUGCAACACUACAUUAUUGAGGAUCAGAAUCAGAAUCAAAAUAUAUAAUAUUAAUCCCAGAGGGAAAUUGCAGUUGUUACAGUUGCACCCUUUUAUGUACAAAAAAAAACACGCCUAUUAUUAUUAUUAUUGCACCUAUGAUUAUUAUAGUCAUUUAUUAAAAGAUUGCACGAAAAAAGGCUACAGUACAGGUUCCACCACCAAUUCCUCCAUCGGGAAAUGUAUUUACAUCUCUAAAAUAAGUUAAAUACAAUAAUUAAACACAUUUACAGCUCGAUUUUCUCUUCAUUAAGCUGUAAAUCUAUUUAUAUCUGUUUUAUAUUUUUAUAAAAUAUGGCUACUGAUGGAAAACUGCAACUGGCCAAUGGGGUGUGUUCCUUUUUAACUACAUUUAAAUGCAUUAAAACUUUGCCAGUGAUAAUUGAGGAUAUAGUAGAUAGAGAUUAGGUUGAAAAUCAUUAAAACAUUCAUUUAUUUCACAGAUUUCCAGCCUUUUUCUGACACGUUUCUGUGUUUUCUAUUGCAGUGAUCACCAGCCUUUGUUCCUGCAGAUUUUUACUGUAAACCUGAUCGAUUCACAUUUGAUCCGUCUAAUAUUUUAUUUUUGAAGUCCUUAAUGAUCUAAAUGAAGUGUGUUUGAUUCAGUUUGGAGGAUUUGGUGACGACUCAUCUAUUUCUUGUCUUCCGUACAUGCUGGGAAAUGCUCUGAAUUACUGAGUUCCCACUUAAUAAAGACAAUAAGCUCUAUUCUGUAAAAAUAAAUACAAAAAAUAACCAUUUGUUUAAAAUUCUCCUCAAAAUAGGUUGAAGUUACGUUUUGUCCUCUUUUUUUCUCGUCUUGGGAGUUUCUGUAGUAGGAAAUCAUGCAUACGGGGAAUAAUGACCAUUCAGUGGUGUAUUUACCGUAAUAUGAUUGUUAGUUGUAAACAAUUUUGUAUAAUAUCACACAUUUAAUGUAUUUUAUGUAGCUAAAUCUGAAAAAAUAGUUUGAAGUCACGUCGGUUGCAUAUUUAACAUAUUAAUCUUUUGUGUAGAAUAAAAAAUGCUUUCUUUGUCUUCA